AUGACUUGGUUUAUUAUUAUUAUUCUUUUCUGCCUUGGCAACUCGCAAGCUCAAUUUCUGAAUGUUUCCAAUAGCAGUGAUUCAGAAUUACACAAAAGCUUAUUAAGUCUUCUUCUUAUACUCCAUCAGCAAAAACUCUACGAUAUUCUAUUAAUUUAUGGAGAAGAUUGUCCUUUUCCCGCUUUAUCCAGAAGAUUACCAGUCUCCACAGUGCUGGCUUCUUCCGGUAGCACCGACUUUGACUGGAAUUACAGCAGCUUAACACUGAUACUAAGUUGUGGAUUUGAAGCUGAGAAAGAGGAAAACUAUCGCACAUUGAUGAAGCUACAAACUAACAGACGUCUAAUCCUUCUUCAAGAGGACAUACAACCAGAAUCUGUAUGCAACUUUUACUCAAAAAAGGAGCAGUACAAUAUAGCUAUGGUAAAAGAAAACUUCCCUCAAUCUGGGCUAGUCUACUCCUGUCGUUUAUUUCAGGAUCAGAACUAUGAAGAAAUAAAUAUUUCCACUGGCAAAUCGAUUUUUAUCAAACAAUUUCGAAACAUGCAAGGAGCUCCGAUCAGAACCCUCACUGACAAAUUGGCGCCUCGAUCCAUGGCCUACCGAGACUCUAAAUCUGGUAAAGUGAAAUAUAUAGGAUUCGUGGCCAACGUGCUUAACCUCUUCGUUGAGAAGGUCAAUGCUACAAUGAUUAUGCAGUUAAAAUUGAUAAAAGGCAAGGAGAUUAUAUCAUUUAUGAAUAUUUCGAAAUGGGCAUCAGAAGAUAUGCUGGAUAUUGGCAUGAGCAAUGGCGCCUAUUAUAAAGAGACGAACUUUGAUAUCCUCUCUUACCCAUACUUGAUGAGUUCUCACUGCUUUAUGGCCCCUCUCCCGGAUCUAAUGCCUUAUAGUGAAAUCUACGUGGCGAUCGUGAAUCCAUCCGUUCUGAUAGCGAUAUUUGCGCUAUUCUUCAUUUUCUCAGUGAUGGUGAUAUACUUAAAGGAAAAGACUUGGCGGAAUCUCAGCCUGAUCAGCGUCCUGAUGAACGAUAUAUGUCUGAGGGGAUUCUUAGCUCAGACGUUCCCUUAUCCCCGUCAGUCUAACAGAAAAAUGAAUCUGAUUUUAAUGCUGAUUUGCUUCUCCAGUCUAAUCAUAACCACCAUGUAUUCGGCUUACCUGCAGACCUUCAUGUGGGGUCCACCAGUCGAUCCCUUUAUGACUUCCUUCGCUGAUCUGGAAAAAUCCAGAUACAAGGUUGCAAUAACCUCGAUUGAACUGCAGGAGCUUCUGCCGAUGAACGUCAGCAUGGAGAACGUGUUGGUCUUGGAGGACGCAAAGAAGUUUAUUCAAUUGAGAGAUAGCUUUAAUGAUGACUACAUCUAUCCAGUGACCGCUUUGAGUUGGAUCAUCUUUAAGGAACAACAGAAGAGAUUCACAUACCCACUUUUCUACUACUCAGAGGCACUCUGUCUUAAUUCCAUCGGAUUUUUUAGCUUCCCUGUAAGACGUCACCUGCCCUAUCGAGAUCUCUUCGAAGAGCACAUGCUGCGACAAAAUGAGUUUGGUUUAACGAAUUACUGGUUCUAUAGAGGUUUCUUGGAUAUGCUGAAACUGAAUCUAGCAACAUCGGAAGAUUUAAGUCCGCCUCAUUUGGAUGAUUACAUAGAAGUGGACGAUCUUUAUUGGGUUUUUGGCAUGUAUUUCGCUGGAUUGGGCAUUAGUUUAUGUUGUUUCAUCCUGGAGAUCCUGGGAUCCCUUAGCUACUGGAGACGCCUAAGAAUAUAUAAGUGGUUAUGGGCUAAAAACUAA
Molecule: messenger RNA, 1788 nt
Organism: Drosophila eugracilis
Lineage: Eukaryota; Metazoa; Arthropoda; Insecta; Diptera; Drosophilidae
Exons: 1
Coding region: 1-1788 (595 amino acids)
Source: RefSeq, a predicted model, not a curated record